AUGUAUGGAUGUGGCACGCUCCUCACCAUACCGGCGUACCUCAAAUUCGGCAGAAGGCCGGUCAUGCUGGGCACCCUUCUUGUGUACAUGGUCGGUCUCAUCGGAGCGAGCAGAGCGAACGGCUACGGCGGAUUGAUGGCAGCCAGAAUCAUCCAUGCCUUCGCGAGCGGAGUGUGCGAGGCUUUGCCUGUGCAGCUUGUGAACGACAUCUUCUUCCUGCAUCAACGCGGCAACAAGCUCGGCUAUUACACCGUAUGCCUAUGCUGGGGCUCGACCGGUCCGUUGUACGCUGGCUACAUGCUCGCAGGCGGCUACAGCUGGCGCCUGUACUUUUACGUCGAAGCCGCCUUUGCUGCUGCGCUCUUGAUCCUGGCAUUCAUCUUCGUCGAAGAGACGACGUACAAGCGAAAUACCCCCAGCGGCCCAACCGUUCCCAAUGGUUCAAACGAAAAGAAGGUCUUCGGUCAGGAAGAAGUCGAGAAAGAGGACGUGCCGAGCGACCACGUCGAAGUACAAACCCUGGUGCCUCCGAGGAAGACCUGGCUCCAGCAACUCAAACCAUGGUCAGCCAUCAACCACGACGAGCAAUUUUUCAUGACCAUUGCACGGUCCUUCACAUAUUACGCCGUGCCCUCUGUCCUCUGGGUGGUGACCUCCUUCGGAAUAUACAUCGGACUCGGAGCGCUGGCCUUCAACUACACCUUCCCGAUCAAGAUCGUGCAGCCCCCGUACAACUGGGCGCAGCAGAAUGCCGGUCUUAUAGCACUUGGAAACGUAAUCGGUUACGGCCUAGCGGUGCCUCUCACAUGGACGUCUGACCGGCUGGCGGCGUAUCUCACUAAGAAGAAUAAUUAUGUGCGUGAAGCUGAGAUGCGUCUCGGCGUGCUCAUACCCGCUGCGAUCAUUGCGCCGUGCGGAUUGAUUGUGUACGGCUUCACGGCAGAGAAGAACUUGCACUGGAUCGGCUACUUCGCUGGAGUGGCUAUGUGCGAUUGGGGCAGCUACUUCUUCUUCACGUUCACUCUCGCAUAUGCCAUUGACAGCUACACUGCGAACACCUCCGAGAUGCUCAUCGCCAUGUGCGUCGGCAAGCAACUCAUCAGCUUUGCCUUCGGGAUUUACCUUCUCGACUGGGUGCUGGAGAGCGGCUAUGUCGUCAUCGUCGCCGGCGCCUUCACUGCUGUGCUCUUCGCGAACAAUCUGAUGGUCAUCCCCUUUAUGCUGUUCGGCAAGAGGAUCAGGGCUUUCUACGCGCACACUUGGCUGGCCGCAAUGCACAGGAGGACUGUCAAGCAGGUCAUCACGCACUGA
This is a messenger RNA of Saxophila tyrrhenica, 1311 nucleotides long. RefSeq lists its product as uncharacterized. The transcript has 3 exons. Gene Ontology annotation, biological process: transmembrane transport. The coding region runs from base 1 to 1311 and encodes 436 amino acids. Gene Ontology annotation, cellular component: plasma membrane. Gene Ontology annotation, molecular function: transmembrane transporter activity. NCBI's taxonomy places the organism in Eukaryota, Fungi, Ascomycota, Dothideomycetes, Mycosphaerellales, Extremaceae. The record is from RefSeq and is a predicted model, not a curated record.